AUAAAGUGGAUAUUGGUGCUGACCCGAGAGCAACAUUUCAAGUUCACUUGUUUGUUUGGAUUCGUGAGCAGCACUAAAGAUAGUGCAUGAGCGUUCUGGAGGAAAUCGACUAAUUUGAUCUCUUUUGGCCCAUAUAAUUCCUUGAUUUUAUUAACUUCAUUCUAGGCUGACGCAAAUGAAUGAUGGACCAUAACAAAGAUGGCGGCAGCGGUUUCACACCGCACUGGAAGAGUCCAUUCGGCGUCACUCGCAUCAACAUAUCUAGUUCCGGCCUGCUCAUUUAACGUCACUUCCGUUCUCGGCAUGGCGCCCUGCGCUUCUUUCUUCCAAGUGUGGCGGUGGGCUUACAGAGUGAGGGAAACCCAGCCGGAAGAGAGCCUCCCCGGCGGAAUCUGAAAGAAUGGGGGUGCUAGCAUCAUGGAGAGAGAAGGUGGGGAGUCUGUGGCUGUUUACGCCGUGGUGACUGACCCUCGGUUUACCCAGCGAUACAGGGAAUAUCUCGAGAAGCAGAAACUCUUGGAUAGCCGGCACCGCGUGGGAAAGAUGCCGGAUGGCACCGUGGCGCUGCCGGUGCUGGGACAGACGCUCCCGGAGCUGCACCUACAGGAGCUGAGGAACCACGUGGCCCCGGGCAGUACCUGCGUGCUGACGCGGCUCCUGCAUCCCGUUUCUUCAAAGAAGGCCCUGGUUUGUUCACCUGCUCAAAGACUCUGCUUUGAGGUGAGGAGCUGGAUAGAGGGUCGGGGAGUGACGUGGUCGGCUGAAUUGGAGGCCGAUUUGCCCCGAUCUUGGCAACGGCAUGGAGACCUCCUGCUGCUCAGUGAAGACUGUUUCCAAGCCAAGCAAUGGAAAAGUCUGGAACCAGAACUGUGGGAGACCGUUGCAUCGGUCCUUGGCGUCCAGCGUUUGGCAAAACGAGGACGGGUGUUACCUGAUGGCAUUCGAACUCCAGCAGUGACUGUGCUGCUGGGCGACCAUGGCUGGGUAGAGCAUGUGGAUAAUGGCAUCCGAUAUAAGUUUGAUGUGACCCAGUGCAUGUUCUCCUUUGGAAACAUCACAGAGAAGCUGCGAGUGGCAUCGCUGUCCUGUGCUGGAGAAGUGCUGGUGGAUCUCUAUGCAGGGAUUGGUUAUUUUACAUUGCCCUUCCUAGUUCAUGCUGGUGCCGCCUUUGUCCAUGCCUGUGAGUGGAACCCGCAUGCUGCAGUUGCUCUGAGAAAUAACCUGGAGAUCAAUGGAGUAGCAGAUCGGUGCCAAAUACACUUCGGGGAUACCAGGAAACUGAAGCUCUCAAACAUUGCAGAUAGGGUGAACCUGGGACUGAUUCCCAGCUCUGAAGAAGGCUGGCCCAUUGCCUGCCAAGUGCUUCGACAAGAUACUGGGGGCAUUUUGCAUAUCCACCAAAAUGUGGAAUCUUUCCCUGGGAAGAGCCUUUGGCCUUCUGGAAGCACCAAAACGGAGGAAGAACAUUGUCCACAUCCUCAGCAAGUUAUCACCAACAAAUUGGAAAAUGGAACGACCAGGGACUCUAAGAGAAAAAUGCUGUCACCAUCCACCAAGCUAGAGUGGCAAAGGUGGGCUGAAUCUGCAGAAACUCGAAUUACUGAUCUUCUUCAGCAGAUGCAUGGGAAACUCUGGAAGACACAAAUCCUGCACAUCCAACCGGUGAAAUCUUAUGCUCCCCAUGUGGAUCACAUAGUCCUGGAUCUGGAAUGCCGUCCUUGUCCUCUAGUUGGCUAGAGGAGGUGGAUCCAGUGACACAAGGGAUCCAUGUGAGUGGCCCUUAAUGCUUCAGCUCAGGAUGGGUUCUUAACCCUUUUUGUCUCCUGAUGAUAAGUUUUUGAUAUUUUGUGGUCUGAAAGCAGGCUUUAGACCAAUACAAAUAUAAUUUCAUUUGUCUUCCAUUGAUUCUCCUGAGAAAGUGUUGCCUUUCUAGGGGAAAGAGCAUGGCUUAUUAAACUGAGGCUCAUCUGCGCAAUCAUGAAUUCUGAAUUUUCUUUUUUAUUAGUGUGUAUUAGUUGCAAUGAAUUCUGAAUUUUGACCUCAGUUUUGACUUUGGGUACAUGGUUUCAAUAUUCAUUUGGUCUUCGACGUCUUUGUUUCCAAAGUAGGGUUUUACUUUAAGCAUCUCACACAGCUGUUACCUAGUAAAAGUGUACACAGGCAUUGGUUAUUUUAGAAAGAUAGUUUUGUUCCCCAUUUCAGUCCAGCUGUAAUUUGGAAAUUGAUAUGAGCAAGAACAGGGAGAUCAGUGAGAAGCUUCUGCGAUGUUCAAACAUGAAAUGAUGGUUGUUUGGACUAGGGUGAUGGCAGAGGGAGGUUGGUGGAGUUGGGAGAAUAAAAUCAGUUGGACCAAGCAUUGGAAUCCAAAUUGAACAUUAACAUGAUGCUGCGUUAUUAUGACUGACUAAAUUAUGGAGGGGCGUGAUCAAGUAGUAUAAUUAACUCUAUUCCUCUAGCAUUCCUAAACGUUUGGGGGAGGUGCCUUAUAUAUUAGGUUUAUCAUGGUAGAAGGGUUAAAAUUCACUGCUCUGAAUCAUGGGGAAUUUAAAUUCCUAUCCUUACGUUCGCGUGACAGCUGUCAAUUACUGUUUUGAAAGUUCUGGUUAAACUCUUAGAAUUUUAUAAGCCUCAAACUUCAUCUUCCUUGCCUGGACAACAAUGUCAGGGACAACGUAAGCUAUAGUAGAGCUUGUGGUACAGCUCAAUGGUAGAGUGCUUGCCUAGGCUCAAUGCCCAGCACUCUCAGCCCCCUCCAAAAAGAAACUAUGGGAAGUUAUGAGCUAUUUUGGAGAGUUUUCAAGCCUCACCUUAUUUUAUGGCAGUCUGCUAUUCACUAGAGUUUGCCAUUAGGAUGACUACUAGUUGAGAAACACUUAAGCUUUGUUUUGGUUCAUCUUGAAGCCAUCUGGGCUUAUUUUCUUGUUGAAGGAAAUGUAGAAAAGGUUCUAAUUGUAUCUGACAUUUGGCUGGCAGGAGUUGUGUAUGGCUGCUAGUAGUGUUGCUCUUGCAACAGUAGCAAU
Castor canadensis (American beaver) is the source of this 3020-nucleotide messenger RNA. RefSeq names its product tRNA methyltransferase 12 homolog (gene Tyw2). Gene Ontology annotation, biological process: wybutosine biosynthetic process; tRNA methylation. NCBI's taxonomy places the organism in Eukaryota, Metazoa, Chordata, Mammalia, Rodentia, Castoridae. The record is from RefSeq and is a predicted model, not a curated record. Gene Ontology annotation, molecular function: tRNA methyltransferase activity. Gene Ontology annotation, cellular component: cytoplasm.